AUGUUGCCGCAGCAGCUGCAGCAGCAGCAGCUGCAACGGCAGCAGCAGCUGCAACGUCAACAGCAGCUGCAGCAGCAGCAGCUGCAGCAGCAGCUGCAGCAGCAGCAGCUACGUCCAAUGGAUACGCAGCGCCAGGAGGCCCUCCUCUUCUCUGUGCAGCAAAGCGGUGAUGGGCAUUUCGUCACAAGAUCUAUCAGUAUGAAUAGCUGCAACGUUUCUUACCUCCACAGCACGACGGCAUUGGCGCAGCUGCCAUCUAUUUGUCCUGCUGCUGCUUCUUCAGCAGCAGCAGCAGGAGCAGCAGUUCCUGCAGCAGCAGCAGCAGUGCCAGCAGCAGCAUCAUCAGCAGUUCCAGCAGCAGCAUCAGCAGCAACAGCAGCAGCAGCAGAGCAGCAUCAAGGGUUUGGUGCUUUGCUGCCUUCCUUUUUGCCUCGUCUUUCUUCUUCUGUUUCUUCUCUUCUUUUUCCUGUUGUGUCUCCCCCUCUUCCUCCUACUGCAGCAGCAGCAACAGCAGCAACAGCAGCAGCAGCAGCACCAGAGACCCCACAGGAGAAAGUAGGGGUGUGCGGAGAGCCGCAUUCCGAGGACGCCAAGACAUUCUUAACACCUCAUGAAGAGGCUGAACUUAUUCUUGGCGAAUUGUUGGCAAUGAGAUUUGGUGUUGAUGCUCCUUUCCAGUCCCUACAGGGUUUGGGGGUAUUGGAUGUUUGCCUAGCGACGGGUAUAGUGAGGGAUAUUUUCCCGCUGCACCUGCAAGAGGCUCGCAUGUCUAUUCAGCUGAAGCUGCAGCAGCAGCAGCAGCAGCAGCAGAAGCAAAAAAGGCAAUCGCUGCAGCUGGCAUGCCCUGCAGCUUCCCUUGAGUCAAUGCUUUCGGCAUACUGCGGGUACAGCAGAUCUAGCAGCAGCACAACGGGGGCUUACUUCUCUUCUGCGCAGCAACUGUUUUUGCUGCUGUGUACCCUUGCGGGUACUGCUGCUGUUGCUGCUCCUGCUGCUGCUGCUGCAGCAGCAGCAGCAGCAUUUGGAAGGUCCUGCCCCUUCUCUGCCUUCUUCGCGCUGCAGCUGCUGGUCAUGUUUGCUGCUGAGCUGCUGCGGCUGCUUGUUGCUUCCCGCGCCCCUCGCGAUGCAGCAGCAACAGCAGCAGCAGCAGCAAAAGGCAGCAAAGUAGGAGGCAGCAGCAACAGCAGCGGCUCCAGCAGCAGCAGCAACAACAACAACACUGAAGACAGCGACGAUGCAGCAGCGAAACAAGCAGCAGAAGAAGCAGCAGAAGCAGCAGCAGCAGCAGAAGCAGCAGCAGCAGAAUCUUUGCUUCCUCCUCUACGAUUAGAGUAUUUUUUUGCUGCUGUUUGUCUUGAGUUAUGUUUGCUGCCUGCUGCAGCAGCACAUCGGCAGCUGCAGCAGCAGAUGCGCCCUGAGCAACUGCAGCAGCUGCUGAUUAAGGAACCAAUCCUGCAAGUACUAUCUCCUGCUGCAGUAUUAACUGUCUUUGCUGCUGCUGCAUGCAUGCUGCUGAUGGUGCUGCAGUCUUUUGGAGAUAAAAGCCAAGACGAUUGCCUCCAAGCUGUGCAUGAGAUUGCGGAGAGAGAAGUUAGCGCCUUCGAAUUCAACUUCGAUAUACUACAGCCGAAGACUCCUGCUGCUGCGCGUAUAAUUGCUGCUCCUGCUGCAGCAGCAGCAACUCCUUGGUUGCUGCAGUUGUUAUCUUCUCUCUUUUCUCCUGUGCUGCAGCUGCAGCAGCAAUGGCAAUUGCUGCAGCAGUUACCUCGUCAUCAGCAACAGCAGCAACGUUGCUGCUGCUGGGGUAUAUUCUUACGCCAGCUGCUGCUGCCCCCCCUGCUGCCUAUAGAGGGGGCCUCCUCUGAUCUCCCGCUGCUGCAGGGGGGAGUGCUGCGCUUAGAUGCAUCAAUACUUAAGCUGCAGCAGAGGUGUACAGACACCGCAGAUGAGGCAGCUGAAUCUCUUAGUCCUAGAAGACUUGAUGUAGCCCUUGAACAAUAUAUAGAUGAUGUUCUUAACAAAGAAGGACCAAGAGGGUUAAUGCUAACAGGAGCUAUUUCUCCUCCUCCUGAUCAAUUACCUAAACCUCUUGAUAGAAAACUAUAA
Messenger RNA from Eimeria maxima, 2106 nucleotides. RefSeq lists its product as hypothetical. NCBI's taxonomy places the organism in Eukaryota, Apicomplexa, Conoidasida, Eucoccidiorida, Eimeriidae. The transcript has 13 exons. Bases 1 to 2106 code for a protein of 701 amino acids. The record is from RefSeq and is a predicted model, not a curated record.